This is a messenger RNA of Daldinia childiae, 807 nucleotides long. RefSeq lists its product as uncharacterized. NCBI's taxonomy places the organism in Eukaryota, Fungi, Ascomycota, Sordariomycetes, Xylariales, Hypoxylaceae. Bases 1 to 807 code for a protein of 268 amino acids. The record is from RefSeq and is a predicted model, not a curated record. The transcript has a single exon.
AUGGUGAGCCAAUCAAGCAUCUUCCUCCGUCUCCCCUUGGAGAUCCGUGAGGAGAUCUACCUCCAACUGUUGUUCUUCCGCGACGACGUCGGUGUCCAAUCUCUGACUCCCAAGCUCGACAGGUGGAUCAAGGCGAUGUGGGAUGAUCCCGAGUCGACGUUCUGUGGCGACGAGAAUAACAUCGUGCCUCGGGGAAGGACCAAUAUCCUUUGCGUAUCUAAGCAAGUCGGAAAGGAGGCCCUUGAUGUGUUGUACCAGCGCAAUACCUUUGUCAUACAUACGCACGCUGAUUCUUACGAUAAAUUUCUCAAGUUCGGAACCGCCAACAUACGGCGCAUCCGUUCCUUGAGACUUGUCACAUACCCUCAAGAGCUUGGAUACAUGGAGCCUGUCAACUUCGACCCCAUAAUAUGGGAUCCGCUUCUCACAGACUUGACACAUCUUUCCCUCGUUUUGCAACAGCCAUGGAAGGCUCAGGGACAUUGUGAUUCAUCUGGCAGUAAGGGGAAGUUCCAGAAUUGUGUUGCGGAGGAACUACAGAAAUGGCUUGCUUGGCUAGAACCGAUCUUACAAUACUUCGCCAACAACAUUUCCGAGAAAACCACGGUUAGCAUCGACGACAACGAGUUGGCGGAGACGAGCGAGGUCGUGCAUAAAUGCUUCCGUGCCGGUUACCGGAGAGUGCAGACUGAGAUCGGAGACAGAAUCUUCGAGAGGGCGUUGCCAUCUGAGGAGUCUGAAUACUGGUACGAUGAUUAUGAUAUGGAUUCUACAUGUGGUGGCACGAUCAACGAGUGGUCAGACUAG